GAGUCAAGAAAAAAUAUACGAAUCGAGAAAAGAGUGCAUUUCCAGUCAGAAACAAUAAGGAAAAACUCAAAGAAUGUUAAUCUAACGCAAAGACAGUACUUGUAAAUUAGAAGAACGUGAUAAUAUUCAAUCAAAUGAUGUUAAAAAUGCUAAUAACUGUUUUCAUCCUCCUCGAAAUUAUAUCUUUUGCAAAAUCGGGCCGCGAUGAAUUUUCACACGAUUCGUAUGCAGAAAAACUGGAGAAUUUAGCGACAGAAUCGAUAAAUUCACAAGAUGCUCUAACAUCACUUCAAUUUCAACCAAAAACCUUAGAUUUUCUUCAAAGAUCUAUUGGUGAUCCACAUAAUCAGGUGGUUAUAUUGUUUAACAAACACAAACAUAAGAAAGUUUAUCUGGGAAGUAUAACGGGGAGUUCAUCAGACUUCUACAGUUCAUUCUUCGAGGAUAAAGUGAUACCACCUGAAUCGAACACAACUUUUAAAGUUGUUUUCUUACCCCGACAAUUAGGCGAAACAAAUUCGUCGUUCAUAAUUCACACGUCAUUUGGCGCUAUAAAUUAUCAAGUACGGGGCAUUGGAGUCGAAUGUCAGUAUAAGUUGCGACCAAUCAUUGGAAUAAAAUUACCACUGAAUGCAACAGUUUCUCCUGAGAUUCAACUUUAUAAUCCGCAUGAUUUUGCUUUGCAAAUAUCAGAGAUUUAUAGCAGCGGUGGUGACUUUCAGUUGGAACUGCCGAAUGUCUCAUCAAGUGGUCAGGAAGGCGACUAUAAGUUAUGGGAAAUUCCACCUUACACAUCAAAGCCAAUUAUUCGUGUUCGUUUCCAUGGCUAUCGUGCUGGAAAUCAUACAGCAUAUGUGAGAAUAAAAAUAGCAGGUACAUCACAAAUGGAUGAGAAGAUGCUUGUCGUUCCAAUCGAAAUUGAGAUUACAAAUGAGACAGGAAUUUAUUCACAGGUUCCACUUCUUGAUUUCGGAACGGUGGGAGUUAAUGACGGCGUAAGAAAAUACGUUUACAAUCUGUUAAAUUCAGGAUCCACAUCAAUCAGUAUCAAGAAUUGGGGCGUUGAAAGUGUCUACGAAAGCGUCAAAAGUUCACAAUGUGUCAACGUUGAUGUUGUUCAGUUUAGUCGACGAAAUUUCACAGAUCAUUUCACUGUCGAAAUCGAUUGGUCAAAGUGUUCGAACUUACCGAACGUUGUAAGUGGUCACAUUUUCUUAACCGCCGAUCAAACGAUCGAUGAUGAAGUCAAUGAGAUAACGUACAAGAUUCCUUUCUUCGGACAAGUUAUUGACGGAAAUUUAGGUUUCAAACCAUACGACUUAAUGUUUCUAAGGAGUGAUAAGAAAACUUACGAGACGUCGAGAUCGAUUUUAGUGAAAAACAAAUACAAUGUUCCAUUGGCGAUAACGAAUCUUACCGUACCUGAAAGUUCCAGCCGCUAUUUUAAACUGACGGGCUUCAAACCGUUUGUUCUUCAGCCGGGAAGCUUUGCCAAGUUACUUGACAUUCAGCCCUUAAGCAUUCUUCAGAUUUUUUUCAAUCAAACAACACUCGAAGAGAGUUUUCGUAUUGUUACAAAUAUGACGUAUUACGACAUUCCAAUCACGUCUUAUACGGGCUUACUUCGUCGAAUUGUGCCAGUUGAUUUCGCACGCGAACGCUCGCAAAUUGAUGAGAAAGCGUUGAACUUUGGUGCUCUCUUGCCUGUGUCAAAGAACUCGGAACUUUUAAUAGCAUUUGUCAAUGAAAAUCCCAUUCCAAUUGACAUCAAAGACUGGCGAGCUGACAUAACAAAUGGAAAUGGACCUGCACAAAUCACAAGCUUACAACGAGGCUGUAGUAAAAUGUCAUUAGACGAUCUCGUGUUUUGCAAUCCUGUGAAGCCUGGUGAAUGGAUUGUGUUUGCGAUAUCUGUGAAGUCAUCAGUCGUUGGAUCAUUUACUGGAAACUUUUGGGUAAAGACACAAUUCGAAGACAUCAUCACACCUGUUAAAUUCUCAACGGCCAUGGGUCGUCUCGAGCUCAAAAGUAAAAUGAUUUUCGACGAUUGUUUUCCGGGCAAAAUUUGUUCACUGAAUGUUCAAGCAUACUCGACUUUUAUGAAAAAGAUGUAUGUUGAAGGGAUCGCUGUUGAUAUGGAUGGAAUCUCUUAUGAGUUUGCUGUUAAAGGACCGAAUGAACUGCCAGAGAUUCUGCCAAAUAUUGACACAGAUGUCGGUAAAUUGUUCUUUAAUCCAAAGGAUGUGCUGUGUAAGAAGCGUUCAACAUGUUACACAAGUUUCGAUGCUUUGUCACGUCCACAUGGUGAAGCUUGGAUGAGAACGUUAACAAAUUUCACUGCCUACAGUUUAUGGGACAAUGAAAGAAUGAAAAAUCAACUAAACAGUUUCAUGGAAGUUAAGCAGAGUUUAAAGCAAAUGCAAUUUCGUCUAACAACAUCACAAAUACGCCGCUAUGAAUUCAACGCAUCAAUUAAUUUUGUUUGGCCACGUCUGAUAAGUGGAAAUGUUGAAUUUCCUUUUGUUCAAAUCAACAAAUUGGAGACGAGAUUUAUUGAAAUCUACAAUCCAUCAAAUCAAUUGUUGUAUAUUCAUUUUGUACUUCACAAUGUUUCACAACAUGGUGAUAAAGUGACUGUGUUGCCAGAAGCAUUAAGAGACUGUCCAAAUUGUCUUCUAAGUCACGAAAGUCCUUUUUCAUUCAAUUCAAGCAUCAACAAAGAAGUCUUUAUGGAUGAAGUCAUGCCACGAUCGUAUCUGAAGGUUGGCAUAGAUUUAUUUGCAACAACGCCUGGUACUUACUCGACGCUUCUUUACAUGCGUAAUAAUUUGACAGUUGUUGAAGCUGUUUGGCUAUCAGCACGUGCUGUUGUACCACAAUUUAAGUUUGGUAAUCGAAAGCCAGGAAAUGCGACGCCAUUACAAUUUGAGAUUAGUGAAAAGCACUUAAAAUUAUGUGAGAAGAAAUCAUCGGCUGGUGCUAAUAUGCUGAUAUCAAGUAAACGAACAUUUACAGCAAAAAACUAUGGUGAAGUGCCGUUAGUUAUAAGCGGAAUGCGAGUAGAAAAUGAUUUAUGUCUUGGGUAUGGCUUCAAAGUUCUCAACUGUGAGCCUUUUCAAUUGAUGCCAAAUGAAUCGAAGAAGAUUGAAAUUGCAUUCUCACCCGACUUUACAUUGUCAAGAGUCGUGAGAACGUUAAAUUUCGAUACGAGCAUUGGUACAAGUGUAAACUUCACAUUGAUUGGAACGGUUGCAAGUUCAGCACUUGAAAUGUGUAGUAAAAACAUCCAACGACCCCAUUGGGAGCCUGAUUUUAAAAGAAACGCUCUAAUGGUGCUUUGGGUGGCACUUAUACUUGUUGUGCUCGCAUCAGCAAUCGAUUCUGAUCGAAUUCUCAAAGAACAUAUGAGAAUUAUUACGAGAGAAAAAGGCCCAAUACAACCGCCACUUGAUCUCCGACAAAUUGGUCUCGAAGCUAAUUCAGCUAUUGAUGGAACGACGACAACAUGUUUCGCAUCAACAACAAAUCAAGAACGUUUAAACAAUCUCAACAAUCAUCAAACGUCAUCGUCGCUUAAUAAUAUCAGAAAGCGACUCACGAUGACGAAGAAAAAUGAUGUGAGUAGUGAAACUUUUUUGAAUGGUCGUUUUAAUCUCAAUAAAGAAUGGAGUGAGUUAAGGAAAAAGUUCAUGUCAACAGCAAAAGUCACACCAUCAUCGAAUAAUGAACAGCAACAGCAACAACCACAAGCAACUAAAACAUCACCACGUCCUGUACGUCAUGAUAUUAAUAAAACAAAGAAUCAUCAAGAUAACAAUCCGAAAGAAAGUAAGAAAGUUUCUAUCGUAUCUGAAGAUGAUUCUUUGUCGUCAUCGUCAUCGUCAAAAGAAAAUUGUGAAGUGUCAUCAUCAAAAGUUAUUCAACAUGAAUCACCGCCGUUAAAUAAAAGUAAAAAUAAUAAUAGUAACAGUGGAAAGAAGUCAAAAGUUCAAUUAAAUGUCAGUGAAGCAUUGAAAGAUCAGAAGAAUUGUAGUCAAACACCUAAAGCAGUUGUUAAGCCACUUAAUACAAAUCAAAAUCAAAAUAAAAAUCAACAGACGGCUAAGGAAGUGAAAAUCAAUAAAGUUCAAACAUCCAACAACAAUGUAACGCCAUCAAAUGCUAAGAUAAAUAACGGUGAUCUUAAAAGCCAUUCACCGACAUCUAAUGCAAGUUCAUCUGAAGGAAAUCAACAACAAAAUCAUCAUCAUGGUAACAACAUCAAUGAAAUCAUUGCUGAUACUGUUGGAAAUGAUGCAAAUUGUAUUGCGAAGAAUGAGACUCAGCAGCCACAACAACAGAGAAAAUAUGGAAAAACAUCUGGUCGUGACAAGAAGAAUUUGUUAAACACGCAGCAGCAGCAAAAUGCGACGCAAAACAAUUGUAUUCAUCAAAAUGGUAUCAAUAACAUCAACAAUAACAACAAUAAUAAUAGCAAGCGUGGAUCAUCGAAGGACAACAACAACAAACAGUUCCUUUAUCGGCAGAAUAUGUCGUCGACAUUUGGGAAUGAUCGCAAGUUGUCUAAUGGCCAUCAAAAUUCAUAUGGUGGAGCUGGUAACAAUAAUUGGAAUCAACAACCACCAACAAGCGCAAUUUGGAGUUCUACAAGUUACAGCGACGUUGUUGCGAAGCCGCCAAUUGACAAUGCCACAAGCAAAACGACGACAACUGCGAAUAAUUUUGUUGGUGCAAUGAAUGGAAUGGUGAAUGGUCACAAACAUCAAGAUCAUGAUUUGAUUCGGAAUAGUUUCAACCGUGAUCGUUACAUUAUGAUGGAUCAAGACGAGGGAUCACAGUAUGGACCGAUUGGAACAAAGAAGUCACCGUCAUCGACACCAUCUUGGGAGCCACUUUCAGCUGGAAUUAAUCAUUACAGUCAACUUGCUAAGCCAUCACCUUUUAUCUCUAAUUCAACUACAAGUAGCAACAACUUGUGGUCACCAGCUUAUCGUCGCAAUGACAGUCCAACAUCGCCAUCAUCAAAUUGGUCAUCGCCAUCUCCACCGUUAGCAGUUCCACCUGGUUUUGAACAGAAAUAUCAACAACCGACAAACGCACAACCACAACAAACUCAUCAAAAUCAUUCUGCUGCUGUUGCUAAUACGCAAGUUAUACCAGCUUACGAUCCUUUCAAAUCUUUGAGCGUUAUUUGGGAGCCAAGUCGUAAUGAACGUGCUGCUGAUAAUGAACGUGAACCAUGGAAUCAAUGA
Messenger RNA from Clunio marinus, 5252 nucleotides. The record is from the annotation of a GenBank genome assembly. NCBI's taxonomy places the organism in Eukaryota, Metazoa, Arthropoda, Insecta, Diptera, Chironomidae.